CAUUUACAACUUUGCUUUACCAACGCAGCGUCGGAAGACUUUUAUUUUGACAUGCCGUCAAAACCGGAAGUCCUAAAGGAACUCCGGGCAGCAGUUUCCGGUGAGGAGAGGCGAGUGCAGCUGUGAGGAUUUCUCUAUGAUGGCGUCUGCGGAGCCGGACGCCGACCUGCAGAAGGCGUGUGCUGCAGCGGAGACGCCGUGUAAGGAGACGUCUCCGGACUCGAAGUGUCCGAUCUGUCUGGACCGCUUCAGGAACUUGGCGUACGCGGACAGGUGUUUCCACCGGUUCUGUUUCCGCUGCAUCCUGGAGUGGGGGAAGAACAAAGCCGAGUGUCCGCUGUGUAAGCAGCCCUUCGGCUCCGUGUACCACUCGGUCCGGUCCGAGGACGACUUCAAGCUGUACGAGCUGCGUCCGGCCGAGAACGGCUCCUUCGGCUGCGUGCAGGGUCAGAGGUUCCGCUACCGGACCACGCUAACACACGAGCGCCGCAGGGAGGGACGGACACGUGGGCGCUCUCUCCAACAGGAAGUGAUGCGUUUCCGGCGCUGGCUGUACCGGCGUGGCGUGCGGGUGCGCGGCGUUCGAGACAGCGGUCGUUCCCGGGACACGUCUGCAGAAUUCUUUCGGAAAAACCCGGCGUGUCUGCACCGACUGGUUCCGUGGCUGAAGCGGGAGCUGGCGGUGCUCUACGGAUCACACGACUCGGUUGCUGACGUCGUUCUUCACGUGAUAUUGUCUCUGAUCACACGUCAUGAUAUGCAAGAUGAGGCCUUCCUGCGGGAACUCCGCCCCUUCCUGUCAUCACGAACCGAGCACUUCCUGCACGAGUUCCUGAGUUUCGCGAAGUCACCGUUCAACAUGGAAGCGUACGAUCGCCACGCUGUUUACGACUGCCCCGCCCCCUCUCACCUCCCUGCCGUUUCAGAGGACGAUGCAGACCUAGGCUCCGCCCCUUCACCCUGGGAUGAUGAAACUCCAGGUCCGAGCUAUUCCAGCGCCACACAGAGUGUGUUUACCGUAACCAUUAGUGACUCGGACGUAGACAGCGCAAGUGAAGAAGAAGAGACUGUAAGUGUUAACGCUAACGCUGCCGCUAACAUUAACGUCAGUAGCGCUCGAGUGGAUGAGGACGAUCACAGCAGCGACGGAGACUGCGUCAUCAUAGGCUUCAUCAAACCCACCUCCCAGCGGACCCCUGAGCUCGUCCAGCUGUCUUCUGAUUCUGAAGCGUCAGUGCAGGAAGGGCCUUCUACCUCCAACCAAUCAGACGCAAGAGAUCUGACCAAUCGGAGAAGCCGGAAUACAGACGAUGUGCCCUCCCACUCUGCUACAAAACACUCGAAGAGUAAGCACAGGGACAGGGACAGGGACAGGGACUAUUCCUCACACGGCCACAGGCAGCGCUCUCGCUCUCUCAGCUAUAAGGACAGAAGAAGAAGCAAAGCGACCAAUCACAGCUCUCCGUCCCACACACGCUCACACACACGCUCACACACACAACACAGACGCAGCAGAUACUACAGCCGAGACACGCCACGGCGAUCACGUGCACGCUCGCGAGCUAAAACUCAUUCACGCUCGAGGUCUAGAACUCAUUCGUUCUCUAGGACUAGGACUCGUGCACGCUCACGAUCUAAAACUCGUGCACGCUCACCCUUUAGAACUCAUACACGCUCAUGGACUACGACACGUGCACGCUCGGGGUCGAGGACACAUGGACACUCGGGGUCGAGGACACGUGCACGCUCGGGGUCGAGGACACAUGGACGCUCGGGGUCGAGGACUCGUGCUCGCUCGGGGUCGAGGACUCGUGCUCGCUCCUACAGUGGAAGUUGGAGAACGCAAGCUUCUCUUCAGAACAGGAAACGCUCUGAGCGCCUCUCUGUAAGCCCCUCCCCUUCCUCACACAGAAGGUCAAGCCAUGACAAACCCUGUAGAAAGAAGAACCAUAAAUCCCUGCAUGGGGAGAGGAGGAGGAGGAGCAGAGAGAAUCAUCACCACCCUAAGAAGAAGAAGAAGAGGAGAAGGCGGAGCUCCAGCACGGAGGUCGGCGCUGAGCGUAGGAAGCAUCAUAAGAAGAAGAAAAAACACAAGAGAGAGAGGAAGAAUAGGAGUGAGAGGAUGGGGCGGGGCUCAGGGGCGGGAUCACCCACUUUCAUCACCAUCCACACUGACAGCGAGUCUGCUGAGGAGGCCACGCCCCCGAGAGACGCCGCAGCAACAAACAGCGAGUCUCUGAGUUCCUCAAACGGGGCCCCAACAUCCUGUCCGACCUGCGCAAACACCACGUCUCAUAACGGUACAGCCUCAGACUGUGCGUCCCACAAAACUCUGACGAAUGAUUCAGCGACAGUCAGCACAUCGUCACACGCCCCCUCCAACAUCACGCCUCCGAACGAUUCGCCGCAAACGCAAACCAGUCGAGCCUCAAACCCCGAGUCCGCGCGUCACGCCUCCACACCGCUGCAGAGUACUGAAGCUGCUCUCCUCCUUUAAUAACUCAGAUCAUUACACAGUCAUUACUGCCUCUAACAGAUUUAAUGCAUAAAAUCAUAUAAACUGUCACAAGACAAUCCAGAUUAAAGUGUUUAAAGUGGGUUGUGUUGCCAUGGAGACAGCUGCACAAUCAGACUGUUCUUUUAAAUCAUUACCACACUGAGGCUUCGAACAUCACAGUGCUGCUGAAUCUAUUUUUAAAAGCCAGAUGAAGCACUUAUUUUUGCCUGUAAAUAUUAAAGAUGAUUUGAAAUUCA
Messenger RNA from Pangasianodon hypophthalmus (striped catfish), 2754 nucleotides. RefSeq names its product topoisomerase I binding, arginine/serine-rich a (gene toporsa). The transcript is spliced from 2 exons. NCBI's taxonomy places the organism in Eukaryota, Metazoa, Chordata, Actinopteri, Siluriformes, Pangasiidae. Gene Ontology annotation, molecular function: metal ion binding; ubiquitin protein ligase activity. The coding region runs from base 137 to 2497 and encodes 786 amino acids. The record is from RefSeq and is a predicted model, not a curated record. Gene Ontology annotation, biological process: protein polyubiquitination; protein monoubiquitination.